Molecule: messenger RNA, 694 nt
Organism: Cladocopium goreaui
Lineage: Eukaryota; Dinophyceae; Suessiales; Symbiodiniaceae
Source: the annotation of a GenBank genome assembly
CACCGAUGCCUGUGAGACGCCACAGGCUCCACAGGCUCCACAGACGCCACAGAAGCCACCGCAACACCUUGCUUCGCCACCAAUGUGUAUGCAGGUGCCCAUCAUCGCCGUGCCCGUGCUGGUCCCUCUGAUGGCACCCAGGGCAAUUACCAGCCCCAACCCGACUGUCGCAAGGAGCUUUGCAACACCUGCCCCAGCUGUGACUCCAGAUGAUACGCCCCGGACCCAGUGUGGCAACCUUGAGAUCCAGGUUGCAGGUGACUCGACGCCGGAGGGUAAUUGCUUUGGAGACCCCGAGGGGCCAGCAUCGUUUUACAACUUCAUCGACGAUUUGAAGGUGGAGAAACAGGUCACAGGAUCGACAGAGCCCGUGGAGUGGCCUGAAUUGGAGUUCCAGGGCGUUGACUCUGACUCCGAUGCCUCUUUCUGCAACCUGUACAGAAACUUCCAGCGGCACUUUACGAUGCCUGUGGAGAGGACCUUCAUCCACUUCAACACCCGCAGCUUGGCGUCCGUUGCGCCGCGUCGCCGUUCCAAAUCUGUCUAGAGCCUGGAAAGAAGGAGCUUUUCGCCCAUUGCGGCACUCGCGCCGGCUUGCGUCGAGUUACGCGCUGCGUCGCCGCCACCGGUGACGAGAACACAACGUUUUGGCAGAGGUGAUUCUUUCCAGCAAGGAGGUCUCUGUUUGCUGUGA